Molecule: messenger RNA, 2027 nt
Organism: Seminavis robusta
Lineage: Eukaryota; Bacillariophyta; Bacillariophyceae; Naviculales; Naviculaceae
Source: the annotation of a GenBank genome assembly
CAUGGCUUGGAGCUCGCGCCUUCACUUGCUUUUCUUGUGUUGUUUCCUUCCCAUAGUUUACCUGGUAGCAUCCCAAUCUGAACAAGGAAGACAAUCACUGUGAGCAACCAUGGAAGACCAGUUUCGUCCCGAUGGGAUUAUGGAGAAGGAUGCUCCUCUCCAGCCUCCAGCAACAACCCCAGGUAUCCAGCAUAUGGGCGGCGAUGCUGCCCCCAUUCCUGAUCCCCUUCAGCCGUUGGAAAUUGAGGAUGGCAGGGAAGAUGGCGCCAACAUGCCCAGUGCCAGUCCCGUUGAUGAGCAUCAGGCAGAGCAGCAUGCGGUCCCUGUGGAACAGUCCAAGUCAAAGGAUGGUUCUGGCAGCAGCAAGUUGCCGCUCAUUUAUAUCAUCGUGGCCUUGCUUGUUGUGAUUGGAAUCAUUGUGGCAGGAGUCUGUGGCAGUGGCAACUGCAGCAGUAAGGGCUCCUCUUCAGAAGAACAGGAACUCAGCCCCAGAGAUAUGGAAGGCAUGGACAUCAAAGCCCAGCUGGAAAAGGUGUUAGGAAGCACUUAUUUUGAUGGUUCCACAGUCAGCACCGAACCCCAUCAAAAAGCACUCAACUGGAUCAUCCAUCAAGAUCCCAGCCAGUUGCCUCCGGAUUCCGUCCAUCUUCUCCAACGAUUUAUUUUAACACAGUUUUACUACAGUACAUCACAAGCCAGCCCUUGGAAAUUCUGUGGCGCUGCCACUGGUGCACAAACAGCUGAAUGCUACUUUCAAUUUCUGAAUCAAGAAUUCAUUAACGAGCGAUGGUUGUCCGGGGUUUCCGAAUGCCGGUGGGCUGGAUGUACUUGUGAAGGCGAAACAGAAAACAUUACUUCAAUUGAUAUAUGGCACAAUGACUUCACAGGGUCACUCCCAAGUGAGCUUGGAUUAUUGUCACAUGCAAUCGCUUUGUCUCUUCGAGCACAAAACUUUACUGGCACGAUACCCACAGAAAUAUACCAAUUGACAGCUCUUUCCAAUUUGGGGCUUUCCGGGAACAAUUUUACAGGAACCGUCAAUCCUGCUGUCUUCUCCAUGCCAUUAUUGAAUACACUCCAUUUUAGUUUUAACCACAUGACAGGCACCAUCCCAACUGAAAUUGGGCUCUUUCCAGGAAAGCUGCUCUUCUUUGCCAAAAAUUCUUUUACAGGAACGAUUCCUUCAGAAUUAUUUUCCACCAAAAAUACCACGGAUAUGCAUUUUGAACAUAAUGAGCUCUCUGGAACAAUUCCCACAGAAGUUGGGAUAUUAUCCCAGCAAGUCAGAGAAGACAAUGGUGGUCCUGGAUUGAAUUUCGCCGGCAAUAAUGCAUUGUCUGGUACAAUUCCAUCAGAGUUUGGGCUGGUGAACCAUCUAAAAAAUUUAUAUUUCACUGACACGAGCAUUGAAGGCACCAUUCCUGAAGAGCUAUUCUUGAAUUGCCUCGAUUUGAAGAUAAUCAUUGGUGAAAAUUGCAACUUGGGGGGUACAUUGAGCACCAACUUUGGAUUGCUCACAAACCUCCAAUAUUUACGGUUGGCCAACAACAACUUUGAAGGUAGCAUACCCGUGGAGUUUGAAGCCCUGACAGGAUUGAAAGAGUUUACAAUCAAUGGAAAUCCUGAACUCAGAGGGAUUAUUCCUGAUGACAUGUGCUUUGAGAAUGUUUGGAAUGCUCAAGGACUUGAGUUUGUAGCCGACUGUGCGCCUACCGCAAUCACGGGAAGUGAUGGUACUACCAGCAUGGGAGAACCAUUUGUGUCUUGUCCUGAAGGAUGUUGCAGUAUGUGCUGUGAUGGAGGGACUGGAAUCUGCAUGGAGCAGUAGCUCUCUGGAUAUUGAUUUGUGAGGACAGCCACAGUUAUUCCUGUGAGGCAGUAAUUUGCCCAAGCCCAUCGUGCGCCCACCAAACGCAAGAAAAUUGCGUGUAAACAAAAUGUUUUGUUUAUGACUGACUAGCUAUGUAGCCAGCCACUACAUGGAAGUGGAUAAUUUACGAAAGCAAAUUCUUGGGCAUGGAAGACCA